UCGCUGCUGAUUGGCUGACAGACGGUGACGCAACUAUCCAUCGAAGUCUACUUGAAGGUGUGAGGCAGUCCAGUCCGCGCCCUAGAAGUGUAGGUGAAGCUGCGUUGAGGAUUCAGGCAUUCUGAGUUCUGGCGUGACCGUUAUCUGCAAGUGGGGAAGUUUAAAACAGAAAAUGGAGGAAAACUGGGAUACAGAAAUUUCAACUGAAAAACCAACUUACAUCCCGAAUUUCAGUUCCUUGGAGACAGACAAUACAGACAAUUACACUGCCUACUCCAACAAUGAUAUCACCAAUCAAAAUUAUCAAUCUGAAAGAAGUUUUGGAAAUCGAGGAGGUUAUCGAUCUGAAAGGGGUGGGCCUACUAAUUUUAACCGAGGAAGUCGAAUAGGAAGGGGAAGAGGGUUUGAUAGUAAUCGAAAUGACCAAUAUUCAGAUUCUUCUGAGAGAGAUGGAUAUAAUGCUAACGAGGAUACACAGAAACCUUUUCGAGGAAGAGGUGGGUUCAGAAAUGAGAAUGGACAGCGGCGAGGUUUUGGAGACAGAGGAGGAUUUAGAAAUGAAAAUGGACAGCAAAGAAACUUCGAUAGAGGAGAUUGGAAUAAUUCUGGUGAAGGAGAGGAGCGUCCUCGUGGUUUUGGGAGAGGUGGUUUUAACAACUUUGACUCUGAUACUGGUGGAAGAGGACAUAGAGGCGGCCGUGGUGGCAGGGGUGGAUACAAAGGAAGAAAUGAAGAAGUUGGUGUUGAAUCUGGAAAAAAUCAAGAAGAGGGAACAGAAAAAGAAGUAAAAAAGGUGAUCUAUGUUCCCCUACCGCCAUCUGAUAGUGAAGAUGAUAUAUUCCGGCACUACCAGUCUGGAAUCAAUUUUGAUAAAUAUGAUGAGAUUCUUGUUGAUGUGACAGGAAAGGAUGUUCCUCCAGCCAUAUUGACUUUUGAAGAAGCUAACUUUUGUGAGACACUAAGCAGGAAUGUCACUAAAGCUGGAUAUGUAAAACUAACACCAGUGCAGAAACACAGUAUACCUAUUAUAUUGGCUGGUCGUGAUUUAAUGGCUUGUGCCCAGACCGGUUCUGGUAAAACUGCUGCUUUUCUGUUGCCAAUCCUAAGUCAUAUGAUGAAUGAAGGCAUUACAGCUAGCCAGUUUUUACCACUUCAGGAGCCGCAAGCCAUAAUUAUUGCCCCUACCAGAGAACUUAUUAACCAGAUAUAUCUCGAUGCCCGAAAAUUUUCAUAUGGAACAUGUGUUCGUCCAGUAGUUGUAUAUGGAGGUAUACAUCCUGUGCAUGCAAUGAGGGAUGUUGAAAGAGGGUGCAAUAUACUUUGUGCAACCCCUGGAAGAUUGAUGGACAUAAUAGGUAGAGAAAAGAUUGGCUUAAGUAAGCUAAAAUAUCUAGUUCUGGAUGAAGCGGAUCGCAUGUUGGAUAUGGGGUUUGCCCCAGUAAUGGAGAACUUAAUAGGAAGUCCAGGAAUGCCAGCAAAAGAGGAGCGACAAACACUGAUGUUCAGUGCUACCUAUCCUGCUGAAAUCCAGAGGCUGGCUUCGAAGUUUCUGAAAUCUGAUCAUUUGUUUGUCGUGGUCGGAUUAGUUGGAGGAGCUUGUAGUGAUGUGGAACAAACAAUCCUUGAAAUACAAGAAUAUCGAAAAAGGGACAAGCUGGUUGAAAUUCUGCAAAGCUCAGGUAAUGAGCGCACAAUGAUUUUUGUAAAUACAAAAAAGAAAGCAGAUGUCAUUGCUGGUUACCUUUGUCAAGAACAUUUUCCGACAACAAGCAUUCACGGUGAUAGAGAACAAUGUCAAAGAGAGGAAGCUAUCCGGGAUUUCAGAAGUGGGAAGUGUCCUGUUAUUGUCUGUACAGCAGUUGCUGCGAGAGGCUUAGAUAUUGAAAAUGUUCAACAUGUGAUAAAUUAUGACGUUCCUAAGGAAAUCGACGAGUAUGUCCAUAGAAUUGGUCGCACUGGUCGCUGUGGUAACGUUGGAAAGGCAACUUCAUUUUUUAAUGUUAAUGAAGACCAUGUUGUUGCUCGUCCCCUUGUGAAAAUCCUUACUGAUGCUCAUCAAGAAGUCCCUGCUUGGUUAGAAGAAAUUGCCUUUGGUGGCCAUGGAGCUUUGAACAGCUUAUAUGCAGCAGACUCUAUGGGUGGAGAGGCUGGAGAAAAGUACGUCAGUGCUCCUUCAUCUGCACAAGAGGAGGAGGCCAGCUGGGAUUAAAUAGUAUAAGCAGAAUUCAAAUAUUGUUAAAAUAUCUUGUUUGAAAGCAUCUUUUCCAAGAGCCAAAAAGGCCAAAGUUGCACUACGUAAGAAUUCCUACUUUAAUAGCAAACAGCGCAGGUUAUUUUAUUUCAUUUACAUUGUUUCAAUAUUGAGUCUGUAUGAGAAUUUGUUUGCUUUCCAACAUAGUUUAUUUCAUUGAAAUAUAUAUUGUUUAACUGGAAAUGAAAAGUUUUACUUCUGCCUAUUAAACCAAGUUGUGUUUUUCUUCCAAACAAGCAUCAAUAAACUUGCGUAAAUAUGGGAA
Molecule: messenger RNA, 2516 nt
Organism: Xenopus tropicalis (tropical clawed frog)
Lineage: Eukaryota; Metazoa; Chordata; Amphibia; Anura; Pipidae
Gene: ddx4
Product: DEAD-box helicase 4
Exons: 24
Coding region: 173-2209 (678 amino acids)
Cellular component (GO): cytoplasm
Molecular function (GO): ATP binding; RNA helicase activity; hydrolase activity
Source: RefSeq, a predicted model, not a curated record